AUGAUUGGCAAUGCAGCCAUGUUUUUGUCUAGAACACUUGGACGAACACUCUUUGCUGCUGCUGCUAGAUCAAAACAUUAUGCCACUACAGCUGCUGCUGGUGGCGGAGAAGUACGCAACCCCCUUCAAGAGUUCUUUGAGGCAGACAGGAGCCCUGAUGAUGACAAACCUGUUGUUUAUGGUCGGAGUUGGAAGGCUUGCGAACUGCGCCUGAAAUCUUGGGAUGACCUUCAUAAGUUGUGGUAUGUGUUGUUAAAAGAGAAGAACAUGUUGAUGACUCAGCGUCAAAUGCUUAAUGCACAGAACCUACGUUUUCCUAACCCAGAGCGCAUCCCUAAGGUGAGGAAGUCAAUGUGUCGCAUCAAGCACGUACUUACCGAGAGAGCAAUUGAAGAACCAGAUCCCAGGAGGUCUGCUGAGAUGAAGAGAAUGAUAAAUGCUCUUUAA
Molecule: messenger RNA, 447 nt
Organism: Sphenostylis stenocarpa
Lineage: Eukaryota; Viridiplantae; Streptophyta; Magnoliopsida; Fabales; Fabaceae
Source: the annotation of a GenBank genome assembly